Molecule: messenger RNA, 1843 nt
Organism: Eublepharis macularius
Lineage: Eukaryota; Metazoa; Chordata; Lepidosauria; Squamata; Eublepharidae
Gene: DCTPP1
Product: dCTP pyrophosphatase 1
Exons: 4
Coding region: 32-763 (243 amino acids)
Biological process (GO): nucleoside triphosphate catabolic process
Molecular function (GO): nucleoside triphosphate diphosphatase activity
Source: RefSeq, a predicted model, not a curated record
GGUUCGCAAGCGCCACGGGCCGCCGCUUGUCAUGGCAUCUCCCGCGGCUCAGCCGCCGACCAAGAAGGGCAGGCGGAUGCAGAAGUACCGCGAGGAGUGGGAAAAGGAGUUCGGCUGGCUGUGCAAGGUGGAGGGCAACGCGCUGAAAGCUCGCUGCAGCGCUUGCAACAGGGACUUCUCCAUUUCGCACGGGGGGGUGUGCGACGUGAAGCAGCACGCGGCGGGAGGGGGGCACAUGCGCAGCAUUCGAAUGCAGCACCAGAAGCGAGCCGCGGCGGUGUCGCCGGAAGCUGAGCAGGCGCUAUGCUCUUCUGUCAGUCUCUUGGAGAUAAAAGUAGAAAAAACAGAUGAAGUGAUGGCAGAAGACGGGCCUGGAAAUUCAACAAAGAUGUUUCAGUUCAGUGCUGAGCCCACCCUGGAACACAUUCGAAGCCUCCAUUCUGCAUUUUCUACUGAGCGGGGCUGGGGAAAGUACCACCAGCCUCGGAAUCUGCUUCUUGCCCUCGUGGGCGAAGUGGGGGAAGUGGCCGAGCUCUUCCAGUGGCGGACUGAAGUCCCUGAAGGCCUACCAGGUUGGACAGCAUCGGAACGAGAAGCCCUUUCAGAUGAGCUCAGCGACGUCCUAAUUUACUUGGUGGCUCUGGCAGACAAGUGCCACGUGGACCUUCCUUCUGCUGCCCUCCGUAAAAUACAGAAGAACCACCUCAAAUACCCAGCCGAGAAAGUCUACGGGUCAUCCAAGAAGUACACAGAGUAUCAGUAAUAGGUACUGCCGUUGCCGCUUCCUGAACAGGAAGAAAGAAACUUACCUGUGGCCUUGAAAGCUUCCUUGGAUCUGGUCAGGAAGACUAAGGAUGCUGUUGUGAUUUUAGGCCUAAUCCAAAUGUGUCAGUUCCAAGCAUGUCCCUCCCUCAUUUUAGCCAUUGUGGGAUAAGUCCUGCUGUCUCAUCAGUGUGUGAUGGAUUGGGAGGGGAAGUGUGUUGUGCUGCUGUUGCUUCCUGGGCUCUCAUUAAAAAAAAAAAUUGUCGUGUGCUCACGAAGUAAGGAGCAAUUUGCCUUAACCAGCAAAAGCAGGGCAAAGACCCUUGUGUGUCUCUUAUCCUUUCAGAUACUGCUUUUGAGAAGACAGUUGAAUUUUGUGCCAUGGGUGAAACUGCACCCUUAUGCACCCUUUGACUAGGGGCUCCUCCAUUUUCAGAAGGAAACUUGGUGUCACGGAGCAGGUGCCUGUGGCAGUCUCAGUGUGUUCUUGGGGAGAGCCACCAGUUUGAGCAGAGGAAUGGGGGUAGGGGAGAAGGCUGCAUAGCUCUACCAGGGGGAAGACGCAUCUUUUCCACUGAUGGAAAAGGAGUUGAGUGGGGGCUGAUUUUGAGUGACAAAGGGCAGGCGGGAGAAGAGUUAAGCAGCCUGUCUGCCACCAGCCAUUCCUUUGCUCAAGCUGGCUGGCUGCCUCCACUUUGUUCUUUUUCAGCCACCCAAGCUGUCGUAUUGGUUGUUUUGGGUGCAGCAUCAGACUGCAGAUUCAUGCAAUUCACUGCUUCUCGAGCAUCAUGUUGUCUUUGCUUGAGAACUAUGUCCUGUCUUUAAGAUUGCCUUGUUGAGCUCUCACUAUCUACUCAGUUCUUAAAAUUACCCAUAUGAGCUCAUGAGAACUGCGGACAUAAUAUUUUAUCCCGUCUGCUUGUAGAGGGUCUGUGGACAGCAUGGCAUAUAUUUCUAGAUAAACAGAUAACCCAUGCAGUUGGGCUGGCAUAAGGAAAUGAAUUCAUAGAAAAGUAUCUGUUUGAGGUUGGAUAGGGCCCAGCAGGGCUUUUUUUCAGGGGGAAUGCGGGGGAACGGAGUU